UUUUUUUUUGAGUUCCUUAAAUAAUAAUAAUAAAAAAAGGGGUGUGAAAUGGAAACGUUUAUUGGAUAUAUAAAAACACCUCAAGAUGCACUUAUUAUAUUUGAAGCUUGUAGAAGAGGCAUGUUAAACAGAGUACAAAGACGAUUAACAUCAAAGGAACGUAUCAGUAUUCAAUCCGGAUCUGUAUUUGCUUGGGAUGAAAGAGAGGCUGGUAUGAGACGUUGGACUGAUGGACGUACAUGGUCACCUAGUCGAGUCUUGGGUAGCUUCUUAACUUAUAAAGAAUUAGAUACUAAACGAAGACCUCGUCGUCCUCCUUCUAUUAUUCCUGGUGUAAAGCAUAUACCAUUUUCAUAUAAACAUGAUGGCUUAAUUAAACAAAGCUUUUCUAUCUGCACAACAACAAAUCAAAAAAUUCAUCUCAUCUCUUAUUAUACAAAAGCGGAUGUUCUCUCAGGAAGAUUAAAAAGACCUUCUGAAGACCCUCGAUUAAGUUCAAUUGAUAUUCCUCGAGGUUUAUAUCCAGAAUUAAAUCCUCUUGUCAAUAUUGCUUCACAAGAUCAGUAUCAUCCUUUAAUACAGCGUCAUAAUUCUAUUGAUUCUAACGGUGAUCUCUCGACAACUUCUUCUGUAUCUUCAACUUAUUCUCUUCCUCCCUCAUUAACCAUUACUAACAAUACUACUUCACCUUCUACAUCAGAAGAUGAUUUUGAAACAACUUUAUCACCUUUAAACACUACUAUCCAUCCUAAACAACAACAACAACAACAACAACAACAACAGGAACAGGAACAUGUUCCUUUUACAUCAUCUUCCUUUUCUUCUACAUCCUUAUCUCAAUAUAAUUUAUUACCUAUUCAAGAUAUUGCUUGGGAAAAAUUACCAUCAACAGAAGAUAUCCGACAAUUAAAUGCUCUUCGGGAUUUAGUACGCAUUUAAAAUUUAAAACCAAGAUAUUAUUAGACCCGUGUAGGCAACUCAUAUUAUCAAAUAUUUAUAUUAUGUAAUUUAUUAUAAGUCCUUUGUUUAUUGAAUCAUUUAUAUGCAUAUAAAGUAUAUACAUUUAAUUUUUUUUUCUCCUCCUUCCACCUCCUAUCUACUCCCACUUUCCUCUCCUCCUCUUUCCUCCUCCCCCCCAAAAAAAAAUAAUAAUAUGCAUAUACAUAUAUGUAUAUAAUAUAUCUAUAUUAUAUCAGAGAUACAAACUUCCUAUUCUUUUUCAUUCUUUUUUUUUGUAUAUUUAUUUUAUUUAUAUUGUAAAUCAUUAUUUUUUAUUUAAUUUUUGCUGGCUUAAAAAGAAUAAACAUUAAAACCUAUUAUCAUUAUUAUCGUUA
Messenger RNA from Cokeromyces recurvatus, 1334 nucleotides. Its product is annotated as Gti1/Pac2 family-domain-containing protein. Gene Ontology annotation, molecular function: DNA binding. The transcript has a single exon. The record is from RefSeq and is a predicted model, not a curated record. Bases 49 to 939 code for a protein of 296 amino acids. NCBI's taxonomy places the organism in Eukaryota, Fungi, Mucoromycota, Mucoromycetes, Mucorales, Mucoraceae.